AGUGUGUUUUGUUGCUCAGGCUGGGUUCAGGAGUUUGACGUGGCUCUGCUGGUGUCGGUCCUGAAGCAGGAGAACGCCUCGGACGUCUGUGUGAUCAGAGUCCCGCCGGAGCUCAAAUACACCGACCACAUGAUCAUCGUGAGCGGAUCCUCACCGCGACACCUCAGCGCCAUCGCAGAGCUCCUGCUCAAAACAGUGAAGAGAAACACACUCACAGACACACACACACACACACGCAUACACACACGUGUGGCUAACAGGCGGCUCGUCUGUCCCGCAGGACCGAUGGUGCUUCACCUCAUGCUGCCGGACACCAGACAGAUGUAUGAGCUGGAGAAGCUGUGGACGCUGCGCUCGUAUGACGAACAGCUGAAGCGCAUCCCGCCGGAAACUCUUCCCUCAGACUUCAUCUAUGACAUCAAACCCGCGUGAGCCACGACCCGCUGCUCACAGACUGACGUCGCUGAUGAUCAAUGUAGAAAAAUCAACAGUGACUUUUCAUAUUGAACAAGGACAAGUCGUCUGAAAUAUCAAGUUUUGAGCUGCUAAUUUUGAAUAAAAUGAAUUCACAAAUA
Sinocyclocheilus rhinocerous is the source of this 575-nucleotide messenger RNA. It is a transcript of the gene malsu1, whose product is annotated as mitochondrial assembly of ribosomal large subunit 1. Gene Ontology annotation, biological process: negative regulation of ribosome biogenesis; negative regulation of translation. The transcript has 2 exons. The annotation marks the transcript as partial. NCBI's taxonomy places the organism in Eukaryota, Metazoa, Chordata, Actinopteri, Cypriniformes, Cyprinidae. The record is from RefSeq and is a predicted model, not a curated record. Gene Ontology annotation, molecular function: ribosomal large subunit binding. Gene Ontology annotation, cellular component: mitochondrion.